Molecule: messenger RNA, 2688 nt
Organism: Coniophora puteana RWD-64-598 SS2
Lineage: Eukaryota; Fungi; Basidiomycota; Agaricomycetes; Boletales; Coniophoraceae
Product: DUF803-domain-containing protein
Exons: 15
Coding region: 61-2364 (767 amino acids)
Biological process (GO): magnesium ion transport
Cellular component (GO): membrane
Molecular function (GO): magnesium ion transmembrane transporter activity
Source: RefSeq, a predicted model, not a curated record
AGCAGCGCCAGUCCGCUGCCCUUUAUUACCCGACUCCUCUUUCUCCUCCUUUGCUUAACCAUGUCUUCAACAUCGUCGGGCACGUCCACAGCAUCAGCUUCUUCUUCUGCGUCUGCAUCCCAGUUUCAGCUGCCUUCCAGUCUCAAGAUCGUCGGCAUCAUCCUCGCAGUCGCCAGUGGCCUCCUCAUCGGCACCAGCUUCGUCUUCAAGAAAAAGGGUCUCCUCCGCUCGCAGGCCGGGCAUGCAGCAGGCGAGGGCGUCGCUUAUCUCAAAUCGCCACUAUGGUGGACAGGCAUGAUCAUGAUGAUCCUAGGAGAACUAUGCAACUUUGCCGCCUACGCAUUCGUCGAGGCCCUCGUGGUCACGCCCAUGGGUGCCCUCUCCGUCGUCAUCUCCGCCAUCCUCUCCUCCUUGUUUCUAAACGAGAAACUCACCUUCUUUGGCUGGCUGGGCUGUGGCCUCUGCAUCAUCGGAUCUGUCAUUAUCGCUCUUAAUGGUCCACAAGAGCAAACCGUCUCCGAGAUCUCCGAAUUCGAGAAGCUCUUCAUCGCGCCCGGCUUCCUCGCCUACAUCAGCGUCCUCAUCGUCAUCGCGCUCUCCAUCAUCUUUUACUUUGGGCCCAAACACGGCACGAAGAGCAUGCUGUGGUACAUCGCCGUCUGCAGCACGAUCGGCGGUAUCAGCGUCAGCGUCACGACCGGUCUGGGAUCUGCGAUCGUCUCCACCGUCAUGGGGCACAACCAGUUCAAGAACUGGUUCAUCUACUUUCUGAUCGCGUUCGUCGCUGUUACUCUAGUGACGGAGGUGUUUUAUUUGAACAAGGCGCUCGCGCUGUUUAAUACUGCGAUGGUUACGCCAACAUAUUAUGUUCUCUUUUCGUUCUGCUCGAUGGUUACCACAGUCGUCCUCUUCCAAGGCCUCAAAGCCUCCGCCUCCCAGAUCCUCACGAUCGUCUUCGGCUUCCUGACCAUCUGCGUCGGCAUCACCCUCCUCCAAAUGUCCAAGAUCGACCCCGACCAGCUCGCGACACAAACCAAACUCGACCGGCGCUCGACCGUCCUCCUCGCCGCCGCGCGCUCCACCGUCGGCCGCGCGCCCGGCGCCUCGGGCGACCUCGAGAAGGACGCGGACCUCACCGCGCUCGAGGACCCGGGCAUCGACGCGCUGCGCGGGAGCUUUGGUACCGUGGGGAGCAUUAUACGGGCACGGAGCGCGAGGCGCGCGACGAGCAUGGCGAGCCGGCGGUCGGGGGCGCCGGCGUACACGAGCGGUGCGGGGUUCGGGAGCGGGGUGGGGAUCGAUAAGGGAUCGAAGGCGGAGGGCGAGGGCCACGAGUUCGAGGGGCUGACGCGGCACCAGCUGUACGACGCGCCGAUGCCGGCGUCCCCCCUUUCGGCGGCGGGGCGAGGCUCGUCGUUUGGCUCGGACGCGACGUCGCUCGUGAGCGGGGGCACGCCGAGGCGGACGACGAUCAAGUUCGGGGACGAGGACGUCGUGCAUUCGUAUAGCCCCGCGGGCGGCAGGGGCGACGGGUUCGCGACGCACGAGCGGCGCUUUGCGAAUCCGAGCCAGAGCACGGUGGAUGUGCGCAGUCCGUCGCCGCUCGGGCUGGGCACGACGAUGUCGAGCCAGGGCGAGCACGCGUACGUGUACCCGCCGAGCAGGGGCCACGCGCCGCACGGCUCGCUGUCGACGCUCGAUUCCGUCUCGGGCGCCGGGUCUGGGUUGAAUUCGCUUACGAGUGUUCCGCCGACGCCGUCGACGGGCGCGACGGUGCACGGCGAGCAGAGUCUGCGCACGACGGUGCGCAGGGCGGACGAGCCGCCCGCGCCGCGGUUGGACACGCGGUUCACGGGCGAGGGCGGGAAGUACACGGAUCCGUUCGAUACGCCGACGACGCCGAGCAUGCAUGCGUUUCCUUCUUCGUCGGACUAUGCGCGUACGUCCGCCACUGCUGCGGGCGGAGCGGCGCCUCCUGCGUCGGCGGCGUCGUCAAGGUCGUCGCACACCUACGCCGGGUCUGGCGGCGCUGCCAGCGGCAGCGGCAGCGGGAAGAUGCGCGGGGUGUACGGGUACUCGGACCGGAGUCCGACUGUCUCUGCGGAGUCGUCGCGGUUUGGCGAGGAGGAGGAGGAGGUGUACGAGCGGGAGCCGCGGCCGAGCAAUGCGAGCGCGCGGCGGUAUCCGAAGGGCGCGGACGAUCCUGAUGAGAGCGUGUCGCUGUGGAAUCCGCGCGAGCAUUCGGACGAGGAGGAGGGUGAAGAGGCGGCGAGGAGGAGGCAGGAGGGUGCUGGUGCUGGCGGGAUUAGACUCGUGCAGCAGCGGCCGAGGGGCGGGAGCGGUGGUGUCGCUGGGAGAUUCUAGGACGCGAGGCGAAGUUGCGGAAUGCGACUCGGACGCUCAUCGACGUGGCGUGAUAUCUGUGCCUGUAAUAUUUUGCUCCUUGGGACUCUGUUUAGCUGUGGAGUAUAGUAAGCCGCGCCCCGUCGCACACACCGAUAUGAUACGAUGCGUAUAUCUUUUUUUCUAUCUUUCUUAACGAUACGCUCGCGAUAUUUGGACUGUACAUGGCCGAGGGUGCGUGCUGACUUGUAGUUGAGGCGUAUGUAUCUAUUGGAUGUAUGUGUUGUGGUGGGCUGUAAGUGGAGGUUCUGUGAAUCUUCUGCUUCGAGGCUGCCUUUCGAGAAU